GAGGUAACUUGAGUUGACAAAGUCAGUGUUUCUAGAUUUAUUCCUUCCCUUUUAUAAUACGAGUAUAACAAACAAAUUAUUUAAACUUGAAAUCAUAUACACACCAAGUACCAGAAAUAUGUAUCACAAUUAUUAUGUGCAGUUAAUGGUAGUAAUAUCACUAUGUGUGGUGCCAUCGAUCUAUUGCCAUGAAAAAGAGACAAUAAUAAAAGUAGAAGAUGGGAAAGUGUUGGAGCUGACUGAAUCCAAUUUCGAUGCAGCUAUUUCUUCUUUUGAUUUCAUUUUUGUUGAUUUCUAUGCACCAUGGUGUGGUCACUGCAAACGUCUUUCACCUGAGUUAGAUAAAGCUGCUCCUAUGCUUUCGGGAUUGAAGAAGCCUGUUGUGAUUGCAAAAAUAGACGCGGACAAGUAUUCGCGUAUUGCCUCAAAAUAUGAAAUUGAUGGGUUUCCCACCUUAAAAAUCUUCAUGCAUGGAGUUCCCACUGAUUAUCGUGGUCCAAGAAAGGCAGAAUUAUUAGUUCGGUACCUUAGGAAGUUUGUCGCCCCUGAUGUUACAGUUAUCGAAUCUGAUUCUGGUAUUACUGAGUUUGUUGAAGCAGCUGGGACAUCUUUUCCUAUAUUCAUAGGAUUUGGUUUGGAUGAGUCAGCAAUAGCAAAGUUGGCCAUAAAGUUCAAGAAAAAUGCAUGGUUUUCUGUGGCCAAAGAUAUUUCAGAAAAAACCAUGGCUUUGUAUGAUUUUGAGAAGGUCCCUGCUUUGUUAGCCCUUCAUCCAAACUUCAAUGAACAGAACAUCUUUUAUGGUCCUUUUGAAGAUAACUUUGUGGAAGAGUUUAUUCAACAAAGUUUGUUGCCGUUGACCUUGCCAAUCACCGGAGAAAGCCUGAAGCUUUUGAAAGAUGAUGAAAGAAAAGUUGUGCUGACAAUUGUGGAGGAUGAGACAGACUAUGAUUCGAUAGAAUUAAUUAAGUUGCUACGGGCUGCUGCAUCUGCAAACCGUGAUUAUGUUUUUGCUUAUGUGGGUUAUAACCAAUGGAAAGAUUUUGCUGAGGCUUUUGAAGUUGGUAGGAAAACUUUACUGCCGAAGAUGGUUGUUUGGGAUGGAAAUGAAAUAUUUUAUUCGGUUAUCGGAUCAGAGAACAUUGACAAUGAGGAUAAGGGAUCCCAAAUUACACUAUUUCUUGAAAGAUACAAAGAGGGAAAAGUUAUAGAGAAGUCGCUAGGGCCUUCAUUUUUGGGAUAUAUCGGUUCACUUCUUGGCAUGAGAACUGUCUACAUCCUUAUCUUCUUGGCUGCUGUCGUGUUUCUUAUAGCAACUGUUGGAAAAGAAGAACCACUAGUUGUUGGUACUCGAGACCCUUCUGAUGCUGCAAGUCAUCCACGCUCCAUCGCUGAUAAUAGAGAAACAGCUGACAAAGAGGAUUAGGAGACUUUACAUACGAACACAUGUUGCAUAGGUAUGGAUUGUUCCAGAAGCUGUAUGGUUUUGGUUGUUCAUUGUUAUUGUUGAGUAUCCCUCAUAUUUUAUUUGAACCACUGUUCUUAGAAUUAUGUUGUUUAUUCCUCUUAAUUUAUCAAAACUAGAAGCAGUUCAAGUCGAA
Molecule: messenger RNA, 1598 nt
Organism: Erigeron canadensis
Lineage: Eukaryota; Viridiplantae; Streptophyta; Magnoliopsida; Asterales; Asteraceae
Product: protein disulfide-isomerase 5-2
Exons: 5
Coding region: 119-1423 (434 amino acids)
Biological process (GO): response to endoplasmic reticulum stress; protein folding
Cellular component (GO): endoplasmic reticulum
Molecular function (GO): protein disulfide isomerase activity
Source: RefSeq, a predicted model, not a curated record